GAGCUUGUUUGCCAGGGACACUGCAAGUAGGAAGUGUCUACAGGUCGAUGACAGGCCUAAUCUCUAUGACAGGGUCUAGACUUUCCUCAGGGUCCAGGGGCGCACCUCAGGGUGAACUGGAAAACUCGACCGCACUUUAGUGCCAGGACCAUGGCCAACCUGGAGCGCACCUUCAUCGCCAUCAAGCCGGACGGCGUGCAGCGCGGCCUGGUGGGCGAGAUCAUCAAGCGCUUCGAGCAGAAGGGAUUCCGCCUCGUGGCCAUGAAGUUCCUCCGGGCCUCUGAAGAACACCUGAAGCAGCACUACAUUGACCUGAAAGACCGACCAUUCUUCCCUGGGCUGGUGAAGUACAUGAACUCAGGGCCGGUUGUGGCCAUGGUCUGGGAGGGGCUGAACGUGGUGAAGACAGGCCGAGUGAUGCUUGGGGAGACCAAUCCAGCAGAUUCAAAGCCAGGCACCAUUCGUGGGGACUUCUGCAUUCAGGUUGGCAGGAACAUCAUUCAUGGCAGUGAUUCAGUAAAAAGUGCUGAAAAAGAAAUCAGCCUAUGGUUUAAGCCUGAAGAACUGGUUGACUACAAGUCUUGUGCUCAUGACUGGGUCUAUGAAUAAGAGGUGGACACAACAGCAGUCUCCUUCAGCACGGCGUGGUGUGUCCCUGGACACAGCUCUUCAUUCCAUUGACUUAGAGGCAACAGGAUUGAUCAUUCUUUUAUAGAGCAUAUUUGCCAAUAAAGCUUUUGGAAGCCGGA
Homo sapiens (human) is the source of this 749-nucleotide messenger RNA. It is a transcript of the gene NME2, whose product is annotated as NME/NM23 nucleoside diphosphate kinase 2. Gene Ontology annotation, molecular function: protein histidine kinase activity; nucleoside diphosphate kinase activity; heterocyclic compound binding. The transcript is spliced from 5 exons. The record is from RefSeq and is marked validated. The coding region runs from base 151 to 609 and encodes 152 amino acids. Lineage: Eukaryota; Metazoa; Chordata; Mammalia; Primates; Hominidae. Gene Ontology annotation, biological process: GTP biosynthetic process; CTP biosynthetic process; UTP biosynthetic process. Gene Ontology annotation, cellular component: lamellipodium; nucleus; ruffle.